Tripterygium wilfordii is the source of this 762-nucleotide messenger RNA. Its product is annotated as ribonuclease 1-like. The transcript is spliced from 3 exons. The record is from RefSeq and is a predicted model, not a curated record. Gene Ontology annotation, biological process: RNA catabolic process. Gene Ontology annotation, cellular component: extracellular region. Lineage: Eukaryota; Viridiplantae; Streptophyta; Magnoliopsida; Celastrales; Celastraceae. Gene Ontology annotation, molecular function: RNA binding; ribonuclease T2 activity. Bases 1 to 762 code for a protein of 253 amino acids.
AUGGAUAUAAAAUCUUCAUUCGGUAGUGUGAUCACUUGUCUUCUUGCACUUGUGGUCAUAUUUCUUGCAAUUCAUACAGAAGCAGCAAACGAGGGUGCUUUUGAAUACUUGAAACUUAGCCUCCGAUGGCCAAUAUCUUAUUGUAACACAAGAGAGAUUAGACGAAGAGGAAUUCAUUGUAAUAGGCCAAUCUUAAGAAACUUUAAGAUACACGGCCUUUGGCCAAUGUAUACAUCGGACACUCCUGUUCCUCCUUUUCUGGAAAACAGUGGAUGCACUAACACAACGCCAAAAAUGGCAGACGAUAUUGAUAGGAACCUAUUACAUAAGAUUUGGCGUAAUAUGACUGAAAAUUGGCCAAAUGUGGUCUACUACCAUGAUAACUCAGCAAAUUUAAAUUUCUGGAAAUAUGAAUGGGAACAGCAUGGAAUGUGCUUCAACAAUCCUGACUAUCCUAUACAUUUUUUCAAGACUGCAUUACGCCUCAUAAGACAGCAUAAUCUUCUUCAAAUUCUCGAAGAUGCACAAAUCAAACCAAAUAAUACUAAAUAUCAUGGAUAUGCCAUUAAAGAUGCCAUUACUGGAGUGUUAGGAGAACGACCUACAAUUCGUUGCAAUAAAGAUAGUUAUGGAACUGUACAGUUGAACGAGAUUUGGGUGUGUCUCCACAGGAAUUUCACCCCAAGGCCGUGCGAGAAUAUUUUUUCUGCAUGCCCAAAGGCAUGGGUCAGACCCAUCAUGUUCACUGCUCCAGCUGUUUAG